UUGGUUUCCACCUAAAACAGCUUCACUUUGGGCCACCGGAGAUGGAAGAAACUGAGCCGACGGCGAGUGUUUCAGCCGCCGAAACCUUCUGAACCCCCUCAGCAAACAUCCACCGCGGACCCUCGAAGCCAUGUUCGCUUCCACAUUGUUGUUUUUGUGAGGGAAAAAGCGGCCCGGAGCGAUUUUUGUUUGGAAGUGGCGACUCGACAGCGCCUUAGUUGAGUUAGCUUCACGGACUCAAAACCCGAACCGGACAAACGGACACUGGGUUGGAUUUGAGCCCACGCCAUGAACAGUGUUAACCGACCGUGUUAACAUUGAAUUAGCUGUAUAUAUAUAUUUUUUUAUGUUUUUGUUUUUCCCCCCUCUUGUCGCUCACAGUUCAUAUGUUCACUUCUAACACGUCCGGUCUGGUUUGAAAAUUGUCACGAUCCAUGCUGAGACAGUUUCCCCCGGAGAAAGAGCCGCAGAGCGAGGCGAUCUUUUUAAUUUUCUCCUGAAAGAGGGAGUCGGUGGAUUUUUUCUACAGACUAUUUUUGGACUGGUCAAGGGAGCAGCAUUAACUGAAUAAAGAUGUCAACAAAAACUCCCUUACCUACAGUCAACGAGAAGGCGACGGAAAGUCACACGUCUCACGGUAAUGGGCGUCAGGAGAUCAGCACGCGCUCGAGCCGCACCGGCGUGCGGACGCGCAGCUCGGAGGAGCCGCAGCAGCCGCACGUCGGCAACUACCGGCUGCUCAAAACCAUCGGCAAGGGCAACUUCGCCAAAGUCAAACUGGCCCGACACAUCCUCACCGGCAGAGAGGUGGCAAUUAAGAUAAUAGACAAGACGCAGCUGAACCCAAACAGCCUUCAGAAGCUCUUCAGAGAAGUUAGAAUAAUGAAGAUCUUGAAUCAUCCAAAUAUAGUUAAGCUUUUCGAGGUGAUUGAGACGGAGAGGACGCUCUACCUGGUGAUGGAAUAUGCCAGCGGAGGAGAGGUGUUCGACUACCUGGUUGCACAUGGAAGAAUGAAGGAAAAAGAGGCCAGGGCUAAAUUUAGACAGAUCGUGUCGGCGGUGCAGUACUGUCACCAGAAGCACAUUGUUCACAGAGACCUCAAGGCCGAGAACCUGCUCCUCGACGCCGACAUGAACAUCAAGAUCGCCGAUUUCGGCUUCAGCAACGAGUUCACCAUGGGCAACAAGCUGGACACGUUCUGCGGCUCCCCACCAUACGCCGCGCCGGAGCUUUUCCAGGGGAAGAAGUACGACGGGCCGGAGGUGGACGUCUGGAGUCUCGGGGUCAUACUGUACACGCUGGUCAGCGGCUCGCUGCCCUUCGACGGACAGAACCUCAAGGAGCUGCGCGAGCGCGUCCUCCGAGGAAAGUACCGCAUCCCCUUCUACAUGUCCACAGACUGCGAGAACCUCCUCAAACGCUUCCUGGUGCUCAACCCGUCCAAGCGGGGCACGCUCGAGGUGAGGGAGGACGCAGAAAAUCAAAUCAUGAGGGAUCGAUGGAUCAACACGGGGUUCGACGAGGACGAGCUGAAGCCUUACACUGAACCGGAGCUGGACAUCACGGACCAGAAGAGAAUAGACGUGAUGGUGGGAAUGGGCUACAACCUGGACAAGAUCCAGGAGUCUCUGGCCAAGAUGAAGUACGACGAGAUCACGGCCACGUACCUGCUGCUGGGCAGGAAGGCUUCUGAGCUGGAACCCAGCGAGUCCGCCUCCAGCAGCAACCUCUCUCUGGCCAAACCCAGACCCAACAGCGAGCUCAACGGUCAGUCGCCCUCUCACCUCAAAGUGCAGCGGAGCGUGUCGUCGUCCAACCACAAACAGAGACGUUACAGCGAACAAGUCGGUCAGAACGUCCCUGCAGGGAUGUCUCAUCCGAAGAGGAGUCAGACGACCACGGCGGAGAACAACGCCAAGGAGGAGAGCGGCGUCCAGCUCCGGAAACCCAGCACGCCGGGCAGCCGCGGGGCUCCGCCCGCCAGCCCCCUGCUGGGCAACGCCAACAACCCCAACAAGGCCGACAUCCCUGACCGCAGGAAAGGCGCCACCACGGGCCCGAGCAAUAUCACUGCGUCGGCAGGCAUGACCAGAAGGAACACGUACGUCUGCAGUGACAGGAACAACGCGGACCGCCUCGCCGUCAUCCCCAACGGGAAAGAGAACAGCAUGACAGAGAUGGCUUGUGCCACUAGCCCCUCAUCUGCCUUUGCGGCUACUGUGCUGGGUGCCUCGUCCAGUUCGGUGCGGCUGAGGUAUCAAACCGCCGGCCCUUUGCACACUUGCCAGGCAGGCUGGGCCACGCUGCCCCACUCCUACUACGAUCUGGACUACAGCGUGCCCAACAGCAUCGCCGUGUCGCCCGGCAGUCAGAGGAACCCGGUGGUGUCCACCCACAGCGUCGCCAACGCCACCACGCCCGACCGACUCCGCUUCCCCCGGGGAACCGCCAGCCGCAGCACCUUCCACGGCGGCCAGCUGAGAGACCGGCGCACGGCCACGUACAACGGGCCGCCGGCCUCGCCCACGCUCUCCCACGACGCCACGCCUCUGUCCCAGACGCGCAGCCGCGGGACCAGCAACCUUUUCUCCAAACUCACCUCCAAACUCACCCGCAGAAACAUGUCAUUCAGGUUUACCAAAAGAGUCUCAACAGAAUUUGAGAGAAACGGGAGACUUGAGGGCUCAAGUCGCCAUGUACCUGGGGAUCAAAAAGGGGAAAAUAAAGACAGUAAACCCCGCUCCCUCAGAUUCACUUGGAGUAUGAGGACCACCAGCUCCAUGGAGCCCUGCGACAUCAUGCGGGAGAUUCGCAAGGUGCUCGACGCCAACAACUGCGACUACGAACAGCAAGAGAGUUUCCUGCUGCUGUGCGUGCACGGCGACGGCCACGCCGAGAACCUGGUGCAGUGGGAGAUGGAGGUGUGCAAGCUGCCACGCCUCUCGCUCAACGGCGUACGCUUCAAGAGGAUAUCAGGCUCAUCCAUCGCAUUCAAGAACAUCGCUUCCAAAGUUGCCAACGAGUUAAAGCUAUGAGCAAAACCCACACUUACACACACACACGUACAUAUAUAUAUAUAUAUAUAUAAAUAUAUAUAUAUAUAAUAUCUAGAAGUAUUUAAGCUGUACAAUCAUCCAAGUAGCAGUUUCCAAAUGUCUCCCCCUCUCCUUUUUUUAAAAAAACAAAACAAAAAUACAGAGUUAUGUAUUGAAUAUUAAAAACUGUAUAGUUUAAGGCUUUUGGCAAUAAUCACUGAAUUAUCUACUAAUACUUCAGUCUGUUGUUGGUGUUGUUGCUGUGGCCUCGACACGCGGGCUGGAAAACGAUUUGUCAUGCUGUGAAUGUGGACAAAAAAAGCAUUUCUAGUCUUAUUUAUUUCAUCUGUUUUUUGUUU
Messenger RNA from Solea senegalensis (Senegalese sole), 3395 nucleotides. RefSeq names its product MAP/microtubule affinity-regulating kinase 3a (gene mark3a). Gene Ontology annotation, cellular component: cytoplasm; plasma membrane. Gene Ontology annotation, molecular function: ATP binding; protein serine/threonine kinase activity. NCBI's taxonomy places the organism in Eukaryota, Metazoa, Chordata, Actinopteri, Pleuronectiformes, Soleidae. The record is from RefSeq and is a predicted model, not a curated record. The transcript is spliced from 19 exons. The coding region runs from base 574 to 3036 and encodes 820 amino acids. Gene Ontology annotation, biological process: intracellular signal transduction; protein phosphorylation.